CGCGGGGCUGGUCUGCCUACUCCGGGCGCACGUGGCUCGUUGGGCCCCCAGCCGGAAAGAUUGUCUGGCGCAGGCGCACUAAGAGCCGCUGCCCGACCCCCAGGUACCCACCGCCGGCUCCGGGGGCUGGGGGCCAGGGCGGACCCUCCCUCAGGCUGCCCGCCCCCUGCCCAGCUGGGUGACCAGCACUGGACAGGGGUCCCCCCAGUCCCCACGGGUGACCAGAAGUGGACACAGGCCCCCACCCCCCACAGCCAUCCCCCUGGAGACCCCCAGCCUUGCCUCUGCCUGCCUUCCUGGCACGCUGAGACAUGCCCGGGCCACCAGGCAUCAGAUGGAGGCCCAGGGGGAGGAGGAGGAGAAAGAAGAUGCAGAAGAGGAUGCUGAAGACUCAGCCGCCUCCCUUCUGGCCAGCGACCGGCUAAACCUGGACCUUUACCCUGGGGGCUGUGGUCUCCUGCUGCACCUGCUCCGAGAGCCCAGCUCACCCCUGCGGCACAUUCACUUCCUUCGGCUGAACUGCAAUGAGGAGCAAGUUGGGGCUGCCCUGGCCGUCCUUCCCAGCCUCCAGUCCCUCCGCUCACUGGUUCUCAGAGGUGGGCACCACCGCGAUGAUCGGGGUUCGUGCCUUCGGGGCUCCCUGACCACGCUGCCCCCCUCCCUGAGUGACCUGGCCCAUCUUGUCCAUCUGGAUCUCAGCUUUAACAGCCUUAGGGUGCUGCCGGCCUGUAUCCCCCAGAUGACCAGUCUGGAUGCCCUCCUGCUCAGCCACAACCUGCUUGAGAGGCUACCUGAGGGCCUGGGCGCCCUCCGGGCCCUCACCUUCCUCUCAGCCUCCAGCAACUGCCUGCAGGCAUUACCACCGGGCAUGGCCAGGCUGGCCGCCCUGCAGAGGCUGGACCUUUCUGAGAACUGCCUGGAGGUGGUGCCGGAAGAGAUUGGGGCUCUGAGCAGCCUCACUGAGCUCAACCUGGCCUCCAACCGCCUGCAGAGCCUGCCUGACUCCCUGGCCAGCCUCCAGUCCCUGCGCCUGCUGUUCCUGCCCAGCAAUCUCCUGGUCUCCAUCCCUGCCGGCCUGGCCCACCUCCCACUCCUCACCCGCCUCGACCUGAGAGACAAUAGGCUUCGGGCCGUGCCCCGCGAGAUCCAGGAGGCCCCCUUUGUGCGGCUGCAGGGGAACCCUUUGGGGGUGCCUGAGCCCAUCCCUGCUGUGCUCCCAGGUGAUGGCAGAUCCCGGGGGGGCGGGGGAGACCCCUCAGCACUGCUUCACUCACAGGCCCCAUUACUUGGUGUAGGAGAAGAGCCCACCCCCAAAGUGUGCAGGGUCCUACUGGCCUCAGAUGCAGACAGUUUCACAGUGACCUCCCGUGGCUGCUCCGUGGCCCUGGCCUGUGGGGUGCGCAUGCUGUUUCCCCCGGGUGCCACCGUCACCCCUACCACCGUCCGCUACCAGCAGCUGCCCCCGGAACCUCGCCUCGUCUGGCUGGGUCCCCAUGAUGCCCUGCUCAGCGCUGUUCUGGAGCUGCAGCCCCACGGGACCCCCUUCCAACAGGAAGUACGCCUCUGGCUGCCUUUUGUGCCCCCUCGUGCCUGGCAUGGCUGCCAAGUUGUGGUGAGGACCCUGAGUGGCCAAACUUGGAAGGACCUGGAGACGCACUUGGAGGAAAAAGCAAAGCCCAAGCGGCUCUGGGCCAGCUGCCGAGUUCCUCACUUCUCUUGGUUCCUGGUGGUGGCCCGUCCAGUGGAGGACAGCUGCUUUGUGCCUCGGGAGGGGGCACUUCUCUGCUCCUCGGGUGACCCCGGGAUCAAGGUCAUCUUCCCACCUGGGGUCACUGCUGAGCCUCGGCACAUCCGCAUGCAGGUGGUGAGGGUGUCAGGCUGGGCUCUGGGCGAAGAUAGUGAGGCUGCGGUCAGCCCCCUGCUCUGCUUGUCCCAGGACAGCCCCCACGACUUCCUCUGUCCAGUCACUGUCCAGCUGCCCCUGCCUCCAGGCAUCACAGGCCUGAGCUUGGACCAGACCUGUUUGCAUCUGCUGCAUGGGGAUCCUCAGGUGCUGGCUUGGGAUGACAUCACAGCCCACGUAACUCUGGAGCUCACACACCUCUAUGCCCGUUUCCAGGUCACACACUUUUCCUGCUCCUGCCUCUCUGGGGCAGCUGUGAGCCCAGCCCCUUGGCCUCAGGUACUGGCUCUGGUACACUACCAAGAGCUGCGUGGAAGGCCUGGCCCGCAAGGUCUACGAUCGCCUGCGUCUAUACCGAGUGAACUUCAUUGCCCUGCAGAGGCGACGAGACCCGGAGCAGGUGCUGCUGCAAUGCCUGCCUGGGAAGAAGAGCCCACCCUGAAGAGGCUGCAGCCGAGGUACCGCGGCCCCGAGCCCUCUGACACAGUGGAGCUGUUUGAGGGCGAGCAGUUCUUUGCCGCCUUUGAACGCGGGAUCGACAUCGAUGCUGAUCGCCCAGACUGUGUGGAAGGAAGGAUUGCCUUUGUCUUCUACUCCCGCCUAAAAAAUAUGAAGGAGAUUUAUGUGACAUCCACCGUGGACAGGAAGACUCAGGCAGUGAAGGGGCAGGUGUCCUUUUACCGAGGGGCAGUGCCUGAGGCUGUUCCUAAGGAGGCUGUCCAGAGGCGGAAGGGCCCAGAUGCCCUGUGGCUUGCCACACUGCCCAUCAAGCUGCCUAGGCUACCCCAGGGGGGAGGGCAGGGUCCCCUGGAUGGGCUGACCCUGGCCUCCCUGAACCUGGGCAAUCCUGAGAGUGGUUUCCUGACCCAGAGCAACCUUCUGACAGUGGCCAGUAGGCUUGGUCCAGACUGGCAAAGUGUGGCCCUGCACCUGGGCCUCUCCUACCCAGAGGUGCAACGGAUCCAGUACUCAUACAGGGAUGACCUGGAUGGGCAGAUCCGACACAUGCUAUUCUCCUGGGCUGAACGCCAGGCCAGGCAGCCAGGCAGCAUCCAGCAGCUGCUAGAAGCUUUGGAGCAGAGUGAUCGCCAGGACGUGGUGGAAGAGAUCCAGGCCAUCCUGGAAUUGGGCCGGAAUAAAUAUCAAGCAUCCAUCCAUCGAGCAGGCCUGGCCUCCGAGGCAGAGUCUGCUAGUGCCAGAGCCUAGGGCUCCCAGAACCUGCUUCGGAAGGGAGCAGAGAUCGCCAAAGAGUUCCUGCUUUGCCCCAGGCCUGCAGGGACAAGACAGAGAGAGGCUCCCUUCUGCCAGACUCACUCAGGCCCUGAAUGGACACGGCAGGACAGAGGGACCCUACUGGCUGCUGUUACUGCUCCUCAGUAUUGGUGGGAGAAUGGUUACCCAGUAAACAAACCGGAUCUGUGGGGGGGGAUGGGGAGCUGCGGCCAGAGACCCCCUGAUAUUACCCCCUCUGACGGCCAGCCUCCUGCCUCUACAAAUUCUUGUAAAAUGUGUGUCAUACAAUCUCGAUGGGGCCUU
This is a messenger RNA of Phascolarctos cinereus (koala), 3439 nucleotides long. RefSeq names its product p53-induced death domain protein 1 (gene PIDD1). Gene Ontology annotation, cellular component: cytoplasm. The record is from RefSeq and is a predicted model, not a curated record. Gene Ontology annotation, biological process: DNA damage response; apoptotic process; signal transduction. Gene Ontology annotation, molecular function: protein binding. Lineage: Eukaryota; Metazoa; Chordata; Mammalia; Diprotodontia; Phascolarctidae.